CCUUUUUUAAUAGUUAAUUUAUUAAAGAAAACAACAACUUGAUACUUAUUAUGUUUAUUUAAAUCAUAAUUAUUUAUAAAGAAAAUGAUCGAUACCUUAAUAUUUACUAUAAAAUCGAUAAUCAUACAUGGAUAACCAAUAAAUUUCAAAGAAAAAGAUUUUGCAUUUGCUUAUACACUUUGGAGAAAAAAUAAAUAUUGGACUUAAUUCUGUUCCUAAAAAAUAAAUUUAAAUUAAGCAUCAUAAUUUACUUUUAAUACUCUAUUGAAAAUUCAUAUAUUAAUUUCAUAAUAACUCUGAUGAAUAUUGUGAUUUACCAAUUUUGUAAAAAUUCUAUUUUUCAGCCCAUCUAUUUUGCGUUAUAAUCUUUUGGGUUAAAAGAUGAGCCGUUCUUCUCAAACUUUACUCCAAGGAAAACACUAUAAUGUGGUAAAGUUUCCAGACGACAAGGAUUGCUUAGCUAUAGUGGUGAAUAAAUGGAUUUCCUAUGUAAAUGGCAACUAUGUUACCUUAUGGCCUCCUUACAAAGAUUCUUCGAAACUCAAAAGAGCUAUAACAGGGAGAGUGGACCCACAGCCUAAUUGGAAGAUAUUCAAAAUUAACAUUGUCUUCCAAACUCGAAAUUAUGGUAAGGCUGAGAGUAAGCUGGAAGAGUACAAAAUUUAUAGCGAUGUUGGGGAGUUGUCUGUAGAUACUGAUGUGAGUAUGCAGCCUGUGGAUGCAGACAUGGAGGAUGAAUUCAGAAUUUACAGUGGAAAUGAUAUGACUCCAAGGCACAACCACGCAUCCACACCAAGAGUUUCUGUUGGAAAAUGCGAUACGUGUGUAGAGAUUAAAGAGAUACUGAAGAAGCUGAUGGAAUCCCAUGCUCGACUGCACCAAAAAUGUGAUAACAAUUUUCUUGUUAUUCAAAAAAUGUUUCCCCAACACCAAACAGUCAGUGACUUAGAUGAGCCUGCAGCCAGUUUGGAUGACUUAAGAACUCUAAAUGAAAAGUUACAGAGUGAAGAGUUUUUCGCAGACACAGCUUUCACUCUUGGAUUGCUAGGAGGAAAGGAUACCGCUGAUGGAGUCAGAAGGAUACUCACUAGAAUAAUCUCAAAUAAACUGGCCACUGAAAUGAACUGGGUUGGAGGACGUAAAAGGUCCAUACAGGAGUUUCCCUCUGUUUUAAAGCUAAUUUUAGGAUCUCUAAGGAGCAACAAGUUGUUUGAAAAAACUCAGCAAAAUGUUGUGGAGGAUGUGGUAAAAAGAUGGCUAAGAUCGGCGGGUGAUCGUGAUGGUGGAAGAUCCAGAAGAAUGAAGAGAUCAAUACAAGCAGAACAACUAGCAGAAGAAAAUAUUUUGUAG
Molecule: messenger RNA, 1350 nt
Organism: Parasteatoda tepidariorum (common house spider)
Lineage: Eukaryota; Metazoa; Arthropoda; Arachnida; Araneae; Theridiidae
Source: RefSeq, a predicted model, not a curated record